GCCCUGAAUUCAAUUGCCAAUGCCGCUAUGGUGUCGUCGGAGCGUAUUUUGGCCCCGGUGGCCGUAUUAGGUCUUCACCUUUUGCUGUUGGCCAACGUCGCCUUCCACCGAUCUCAUCUCCUCACGCCCUUCACCUCGCCUCACGUCGUGCGCGCCCUCGCCGAGUGGAGCCUCGCGCUGCUGGCCCUCGUCGCGUACCUCCGCACCGUGUGCCGCGACCCGGGCAUCCUCACCGAGCCCACCGAGCGUCCAGACUCCGCCGCGGCGCGUCCCGCGGCGCGUCCCGCGGCCGCGGCCGCGUGGGCGCUGGCGCCCUGCGGGCUGUGCUGCUGCGCCUGGCGGACGCCCAAGGCGCGGGAGGUGGCGCGGGCCACGGAGGCGGAGCUGCAGCCGAUCGGCCGGGCACAGCUGGAGGCGAUGGCCGAAGAUGUGGAAGAUCCGGGGGAAGAGAUCAUCAGUUUGGAAGAUCUGGGAGGUGAAAUGAAUGAAGUGAUAGCUAUGCCGGAGGCUAUGCCCAAAUUGGAGGAACCAAGUGCUCCAAGUGCAAGGAGGAGACAUCCUUGGCAAGAACAACACAUGCAAAGUGGGGCCAAGCUGCGUUUCUGUAAGGCCUGCCAGAUGCAUCAGCCACUGCGAACCAAGCACUGCCGCGAUUGCGAGCAAUGUAUCCGGACCCAUGAUCACCACUGCCCCUGGGUGGGGACUUGUGUGGGCGAGGGAAACCGAGUGUACUUCUUCUGGUUCCUGAUUUUUCAGUGGUUGGAACUGGCUGUUUUUCUCUUCGAAUCUUGCAUGACCUUUCGAGAGAAGGGCCUCGUACCAUCCAUGUGGCUGGUUCGGGCGCCCUUGCUGCUGGUGGGGAUUGGUGUGAAGUGCCUCUUGCUUUUAAUGGUCACAUGUUUGGUGUGCUUCCAUUCCUACUUGGCACUGGCCAACAUCACCACCUGGGAGAACAUGUCCUGGCACAACAUCUCUUAUUUGAAGGGCCUGGAUCCCGAGCAUGGCUCGCCCUUCUCCCAAUCCUUGAGCUUCAACCUGGCCGUCUAUUUCUGUUCCAAGUCGGCAAUACGCCGUGGAUCUGUGAAGGAGACGGAGGAUGGGUGGAUCCUGUGGGAGCUGGGUGAGCAGCAUGACCCCUUGGAGUAUAUAUGUUGCAAGAUCUGCAGCUGUUUCGAUGAGGAGUGAUGUUUCGAUUGAGGGAAUCAUCUCAGGCUUUAAGGAUGAGAAGGCUUGGGCUGUUCCAAGCCGAGGGGAAGCUGAGACGUGCACAGCCACUUCUCUCGAUGCUGCCGCAUGCAGCUGGAGUCCGAGGCCACAUCCGCCACAGAAACAUGCCCUGCAGCCAUGGGGGUGUAUCCUUGAGAAUGGUAUCGGUUGCAGUAUCCC
This is a messenger RNA of Durusdinium trenchii, 1386 nucleotides long. The record is from the annotation of a GenBank genome assembly. Lineage: Eukaryota; Dinophyceae; Suessiales; Symbiodiniaceae.